UAUAUACACCCCUCUAAAUUAAAGAACCACUCCUAUCUUUCCUUUUUUUUUCCCCUCUUCUCUUCAGAUCUUCAUCUCUCUUCUUUCGCCGGCAAAAAUGAAGUUCUCGCCGGCGGCACCACUCUCCCUCUCUCUCCUCCUCCUCCUACUCUUCUCCGCCACCACCUCCGCUCACAACAUCACUAAAAUCCUCGCCAAACACCCCGAAUUCUCCACCUUCAACCACUACUUAACCGUCACACACUUAGCCGCAGAAAUCAACCGCCGACAAACCAUCACCGUCUGCGCCAUCGACAAUGCCGCCAUGAACGAACUCCUCGAAAAACACCUCCCUACUUACACACUCAAAAACGUCCUAUCCCUUCACGUAUUCGCCGAUUACUUCGGCGCUAAGAAACUUCACCAAAUUACAAAAGGCAGUACCUUAACCGCCACCAUGUUUCAAGCCACCGGCGAAGCUCCGGGAACCUCCGGUUACAUCAACAUCACCAACAUGAAAGGAGGUAAAGUAGGUUUCGCAAAUGAAGACAACGACGGCCAUUUCACCGCCACGUUCGUUAAAACCGUACUAGAAAUGCCGUACAACAUUUCGGUUAUUCAAAUCAGCCAUGUUUUAACUUCAGCCGCCGCCGAAGCUCCUGUUGCUGCGCCCAGUGACUUAAACAUCACAACCCUAAUGUCCGAACAAGGAUGCAAAGCAUUUUCCGAUUUAUUAAAAUCUCACCUAGAUGUUUCAAAAACAUUUGCAGAAAAUGUAGAAAGUGGAUUAACAGUGUUUUGUCCUACAGAUGGAGUUUUAAACGGUUUCAUGCCGAAAUUCAAGAAGUUGACUAAAGACGGUCAAGCUUCUUUAUUAUUAUACCACGGUGUUCCUGUUUACAAUUCUUUAGGUAUGUUGAAAUCCAACAAUGGAUUAAUGAACACUUUAGCUACUGAGGGGAAAAAUAAGUACGAUUUCACUGUACAAAAUGACGGAGAUGAUGUUAUGUUAAAGACCAAGGUUGUUACAGCGACAAUAUCUGGAACAUUGUACGAUGAGGAACCAUUGUCGGUUUAUAAAGUUGAUAAAGUUUUAUUGCCACGGGAACUGUUUAAAGCAGUAGCAGAAGAACCAGCACCGGCACCAAAGGGUUCAAAAAAGAAGAAGAGUAAAAAAGGCGGCGGCGACGAUAUAGAGGACGAUAGUGCACCGGAGCCUAGCCCGGAGGACGACGAUGCUCCGGCGGAUGAGUCGGAAAACUUGAACGGAGCUAUUAGUGUGAAAAGUAGUGGGUGGUUGGUUACAGUUGUUUUGAGUGUUAUUUGUGUGGCCUUUAUUUGAUAAUUUGGACCAUAUAGUGAGUCUAUACCUUUUGUUUUGGUAUGCACAUAGAUAUGAUUUUUGCUUUUCAUCA
Messenger RNA from Nicotiana tabacum (common tobacco), 1394 nucleotides. Its product is annotated as fasciclin-like arabinogalactan protein 2. Gene Ontology annotation, cellular component: plasma membrane. NCBI's taxonomy places the organism in Eukaryota, Viridiplantae, Streptophyta, Magnoliopsida, Solanales, Solanaceae. The record is from RefSeq and is a predicted model, not a curated record.